AUGUCUUUUCGGCGACUAUCGCAAGUUCUCAAGAGGCCUCGCUCAGUACAGUCCAAGCCGGCUUUGCGAGACGCCGCCGCCAUAGCCAACAUUGACGGCAUGCCUGACGAGCCACAUGACUUUGCUUCGAUAGCCUCGGCGUCUUGGAGUGGAUUCAAGCUCUUUCUGAGCGUUGUGCGUGAAGUAGCCGGAGCCUUCCCGCCUCUCGAUGCGACGGUGGGAGGGCUCAUCGCGCUUAUCAGCAUAUACGACCUUGUGCGCUCAAACUUCGACUGGAUGGAGGACAUAAUGACACGCCUCGAUCGGACACUCGCCCUUCUAGCCUCAAGAUUAGACGAGAAUCGCGAAUCGGGACUGGCGUCCAUGUCAAGUACACAUGUCGCUGCUCUGCAGAAACAGCUCAACAAAGUUCAGGCUCUUCGUGAUCGAACAUGGAUCUCUCGUGGUGCUACGUCUAAGAACGACGAGAGCGGACUGAAGGCUAUCUACCAAACAAUCGCCGAUGUACUUCAAGAACUUCAGUUGGAGUUAGCGAUCUCCGUCGAGAAGAACACGAAGUCCAUCAUGCAGGACCUCGUUCUUCAGAACCUUCCUUAUGCUACUACAGCAGCGUACACAGCCGCGACGUCGGCGGCCGGGAUCUCAAGACGCGGCUGCACCGAUGGAACUCGCGUCAAAAUCCUGCAGGACAUACUUCAUUGGGCACGCGAUGAAAGCCGGGAUGUACCACGCUUGCUCUGGAUUUCUGGCUUGGCUGGACAAGGAAAGUCCACUAUCGCCUAUUCUGUCUGCGAGCGUCUAGACGAAGACGCGCUAGACGUGUCCGUCGUCUCGUUCUUCUGUUCGCGACGGCUUGACAGUUCCCGAGAGGCACUGCUAGUUUCUACUCUUGUGCUCAAGCUCGCGCAAUCAUCCGCGUCAUGUGCUACAGAGGUUGUCAAUGUUCUCAAACAAGAGUACGAUCUAGGCUAUCAGAAGCUCGAAGUACAGAUGAAGAAGCUUUUCAUCGACCCAUGGCAAAGAAGUGCUAGUCUUCGGGAGGGCUUUCCUGUAACACUGCUUGUCGUCGAUGCGCUCGAUGAGCAGGACACCGGCAUCGCCUUUGCGCGACUGUUGAUCGAAGCUUUGAGCGAAGGGUCUCUUCCGGGUAUGCGCGCGAUAUUCACAAGCCGCCUCGAAGCGCCGUUUCACGCUCUUCUGCGUAAAUGGAGCUCCUGUUGCACCAAUGCUGUCGUGCAGCACUUGAAUCUAAAUGACCAGCUCGUCGCAGAUCGUGACACUCUGGAUGCCGAUAUACUGUGCUAUCUCAACGCGGAGCUUCCGCAGCAUCGAAACACUCAACAUCUCAAACGGCUUGCUGAGGCUUCUGCGGGUCUCUUCAUCUACGCAUCUACUGCUGUACGAUUGAUCAAAUCGGACGCCAAACAAUCUAAGGCUCGCAGCGAAGAGGAACGGCACAUUCUGGAGCUCAGUGCCCAUUAUGACUACGAGGCUGCUGGGAGCGGUACUCACGAUACCAUGCUUGAUUCACUCUAUGCGGGGAUUAUAGCAGACACUUUCGAUGGCCUGACCCACAGCCAGACAGAUGCUCGGAUGCACAUACUAAUCACGUUCAUCAUUUUCCGGCGCACGGUGCCGAUGGGGAUCGGCUUUCUCACUGAAUUAGCCGGCCCAGGUUUCGAUGAAGAAGUGACCGAGCUCGUCAUCGCGUCGUUGCACGCAGUGCUAUACAUUGAUGCCGAAACGGGCAAGAUCUUAUGCUGCCAUGCCUCAUUCGAGGAUUACAUGUGGAGAGCUUAUGAGCCUCUCAUCAACCGAGCUCGGCGUCUACUCGUCCAGGAUUUCCGGGGCGAUUUCAUACCCGUACGGGAGAAAGCUCAAUGUGUACUUCCAAGUUGCGUAUCGUGGAAUCUGUCUGAACGGGGGUUAGCGCUUCGCAACAUCUCGGCUAUCGGCCCGAUGGGCGGUUUUUGA
Peniophora sp. CBMAI 1063 is the source of this 1974-nucleotide messenger RNA. The record is from the annotation of a GenBank genome assembly. Lineage: Eukaryota; Fungi; Basidiomycota; Agaricomycetes; Russulales; Peniophoraceae.